Brassica oleracea var. oleracea is the source of this 1380-nucleotide messenger RNA. RefSeq names its product F-box/kelch-repeat protein At4g38940-like. The record is from RefSeq and is a predicted model, not a curated record. Bases 126 to 1217 code for a protein of 363 amino acids. Gene Ontology annotation, molecular function: protein binding. The transcript is spliced from 2 exons. Lineage: Eukaryota; Viridiplantae; Streptophyta; Magnoliopsida; Brassicales; Brassicaceae.
UCAUGCAUCUUCUCUCUCCCUUAAAGUUACAGCUACAAGUGUUCGUCUCUUGUGCUCUCGAGUGAGUCUGCGCGAAACCCUAAUCUCCUCGCUGAAAUUCUCGCUUCUCGCAGGUCAUCUUUCACAUGUCUGAAUUAAUGGAGCUGUCAUCAUCUCCUCUGAUUCCAUCGCUUCCAGACGACGUCACCGUUGACGUCGUGGCUCGUGUGCCCAGAAGCCACUACCCGACACUCUCCCUCGUCUCCAAGAAGUUCAGGAAACUCAUUGCCUCGCCUAAGCUCUACAAGAGGCGAUCUCAGCUAGGCAUCACCCAACACCGCGUCUACGCUCUUCUCCGCAACCGCAACACGGGUGACUGCCGUUUCUACAUCCUACACCGGAAACUCAACUCUAGAAACCGCUUGGUCAUCGUCCGAUCGCUCCCUCCCGUGUCUUCCCGUGGAAGCUUUGUCUCGGUGGGUUCGAAGGUGUACGUGUUCAACGAUGUUGAUGCCCUCUGCAUUGACUGUGCCUCCCACACGGUGCAGCCCAUCCCUGACAUGCCUCAGCGCUUCUCGGCGACUCCCAUGCCUAGUAAAGUUGCUAAUGUCAUCGACGGGAAGGUUUACCUGAUCGGUGAUUCCCGUUUCACUUUUGAUGGUGGGAUGUCGUGGAGUAAAACAGUGAUGGUGCUUGAUGCAGAAACGCAAGUGUGGGAGCCGGCGAUGAUAAAAGAAGACAUGUGGGUUGGUGCUCUUUGGUCUGAUGCGGUGGUGAUGGAGGAUAAGAUUUGCAUGAAAGGUCACAGGAAUGCCAAUUCUUUUGUUUACGAACCAAAGGAGAAGAAAUGGGAACUGAUGGACGAGGUGUUGAACUCUAAGGACUGGGUGAGUGCGUGUGUGGUUGAUGAUCUCCUCUACUAUCACGAUUGUUCAGAGAAGGCGUUAAGGGCGUAUGAUCCGAAGCAGAGCCGCUGGAGUGUUGUCAGCGGUUUGGAAGAGUUUUUGGCGUCCGAGUGUGCCCAGUCAAAGUGGCACAAUGCGGUGAAGUGCGGCGAGAAGAAGCUGGCUCUCUUCUUUCCUAAAAAACAUGACGGCAAGGAGGUCAUUUGCUGCGCGGAGAUUGCUUUGGAAAGGCGCCAAGGAGGAGAGGUUUGGGGUAAGCUGGAGUCGUGUGAUGUUGUCAUCGAGGAUGGUGGGCUGUUUGACGUGGUGAAAUGUGUAGCUGUUACGGUUUGAUGCAGCAUAAUAACUCUGUUUAGAUCCCUUCGUAUUUUCAUUUAUCCUAAAUGCCAUUUCGUGUGGUUGUGAGUUUGUUAACAUCGUUAGUGUCGACUAAAAACUUGUGCUAUAUAUGUUCUGUUAAUUUUGCUAUGUUUUAUUCUUGAAUCGUUUCUUUAGA